AUGCCUUCCUGUUCAGUUACUCUCUUUUUUCUUCUGCUUGCUGGACCCAGCAGCAAGUUAGUCAGUACUGGUAGAGGUAGGAUGGGGUUGGAGGGCCAUGUAAGGACAGAAGGGGGGGAUCGAUCUGAACUUACGAACAAGGGUGGAGAUAAAGCUGACAGCAGGAAAAAAACUGAAACUGGAGAUAAAUCUGCGUUUAAACCAGGAGUUACAGCAGAAGAAGUUGGGAAAGUGUGGCAGGACUUGGGUACCACAUCUAACUUCAGGUCCACAUUCUCAUUCAGCGACAGUCGACGAUGGGAACCUCGCAUCUCCUCUCACUGUGUGCCCAUCCCAACAGGCAUGGCCUUGUGCCUGAACAUAAGCUACGACACCAUGAGGAUGCCAAACCUGCUGGGCCACGAGUCUCCAGCCGAAGCUGUGCAACAGAGUGCCAGCUGGUUGCCACUCCUUGCCAGAGAGUGUCAUCCCGACGCCCGCAUAUUCCUCUGCUCUCUCUUUGCUCCCAUCUGCCUCGACCGGUUUAUUUCACCCUGCAGAAGUUUGUGUGAAUCUGUGCGGGACAGGUGUGCCCCAAUCAUGAGUUGCUAUGGCUACCCCUGGCCUGAAAUCCUCCGGUGUGACCAGUAUCCCGCGGAUCAUUUGGUGUGCAUCUCCUCAGUCACCAACACCACUGUUCACACAGCGGUAGGCAGAGUGCCUCAGGCAAGCUGCCGGGAUUGUGAGCUGGAGGAGGGCUCUUCUUCAAAGGACACACUGGAGACCUUCUGUAAGAGUGAUUUUGUAGUGAAGCUGCGUCUGAUGAGGCUCAAAUACAGUCCCGUAAGUCUUUCUCAGUUCUCACUAGCUGCCAAGCUGGACGUUCUAAAGUAUGGGCCCCUCUUCGGGGGGCACAUUCGUUCCCGUAUUGAGCUGUGGCUGGAGAGGGAUGCAACCUGCGUACAGAACAUGGUCCGUCAACAUCCACGAGGCGGCACCUUCCUGGUGUCGGGCACGGUGCACGGGGAGCACCUGGUGGUCAACAAGGCUUACGUUUGGCAAAGACGAGACAAGAACCUAAUGGCGGCUGCACAGAAAUGGAAAACUCACAGAUGCAGGACUAAUGUCUUAUUUUAGUGAAGUUUAACUCAACUGGGCAGCAAACUCUGGUUAGGAAGUACAGUUGAGAAAAUUUCCAUAAAGCUGCAACUGUAAACAAUUUGAAUGAUUUUAAGCGAGGGAAUAAAAAAAAAAAAAAAAAAGAAAAAAAAUUUUUA
Messenger RNA from Nematolebias whitei (Rio pearlfish), 1256 nucleotides. Its product is annotated as secreted frizzled-related protein 2. The transcript is spliced from 4 exons. Bases 1 to 1116 code for a protein of 371 amino acids. Gene Ontology annotation, biological process: negative regulation of canonical Wnt signaling pathway; canonical Wnt signaling pathway; non-canonical Wnt signaling pathway. Lineage: Eukaryota; Metazoa; Chordata; Actinopteri; Cyprinodontiformes; Rivulidae. The record is from RefSeq and is a predicted model, not a curated record. Gene Ontology annotation, molecular function: Wnt-protein binding.